Messenger RNA from Plasmodium gonderi, 1743 nucleotides. Its product is annotated as ribosomal RNA methyltransferase. Gene Ontology annotation, biological process: cytoplasmic translation; tRNA methylation. NCBI's taxonomy places the organism in Eukaryota, Apicomplexa, Aconoidasida, Haemosporida, Plasmodiidae. Gene Ontology annotation, molecular function: tRNA methyltransferase activity. Gene Ontology annotation, cellular component: cytoplasm. The transcript has a single exon. The record is from RefSeq and is a predicted model, not a curated record. The coding region runs from base 1 to 1743 and encodes 580 amino acids.
AUGGGAAAACUAAGCAAAGAUAGAAGAGAUAUUUACUACCGAAAGGCAAAGGAAAACGGAUAUCGGGCAAGGAGCUCUUACAAACUAAUUCAGAUAAAUGAAAAAUUUGAAAUUUUCAAAUUAUUUGAUCCAGAAAAUUGUGAUAAGAACUUGAACGAAUUAAUACAUAUGUACAAUGAACAGUUUUGCUACAACAUAGUCGAUUUGUGUGCAGCCCCUGGUAGCUGGUCUCAGGUUCUUAAGAACAUCUGCCUGUACAACUAUUACCAGAUUUUGCAUUUUGUGAACAAAAAUCAUCAGAAUCCAACUGAAUAUGUAGAACAUGAAAAUUUUAUAAGCAAUUUUUCUCUGUACGUUAAUUUUAAUGAUACAUUAGAAAAGAGAAUAAACAACUUGAAGAAAAAUGAAAAGAUAAAAAAACCAAAAAUAAUAGCUGUAGAUUUACAAGAAAUUGGAAAUAUGAAUUACAUAAAAAUUAUACAAGGUGAUAUAACCAAAACAUCAACUGUACAACAAAUUUUAAAAUGCAUGAAUGAUGGAAAUGAUUUAAAUGGGAAAAGAACUCAGGUGGGACAUGGAGGAAUCGACGCGAAUAGUGAUGACAGCAAUGGUUUUAACAAUAAUCAGUUAAGCAUUAUGGGAAAGAAGGGUGAUAAAUUAAAUAUGCAUAAUAAAGAAUAUAAAGCUACCUCCACAUAUGCACAUGCUGUUGUGAGCGAUGGAGCCCCAGACAUAACUGGUAUGAAUGACAUAGAUGAAUUUAUUCAGUCGCAACUAAUUCUGUCAAGUCUGAAAGUAUGCUGUUCUGUUUUAAAAAUAGGAGGAAAUUUUAUUAGUAAAAUAUUUCGAGGUGAACAUACAGGUUUAUUGAUUCUACAUUUAAAUAAAUUCUUCAAAAGAGUUUAUGUAUGUAAACCUCAAAGUAGUAGAUAUAAAAGUCUCGAAUCUUUUCUUGUUUGCUUAAACUUCUUCAUGCCUCCGUCCAAUAUUACACCUCUGAGUAAUCAUACGGAAGAAAAAAAAAUUAUCAAUCAAAAUAUAACACAAGAAAGACUUCGAAAAUUGCAUGUAAAGCUAAUUAAUGAAAAGGACGAUGAAGGGAAAAUUCGUAAAAAUAACAAAACUUUGGGGAGACAUACAAAAAGUGAUGGAACAAGUGAGGAAGGAAUUUGUGUCAAGGGAGAGAAUUCAAAUGAUGAAAGUGGAUAUGAUAACCAAACCGAAUCUGACGGGUAUAAUAUGUAUGACGGAGAAAAUGAAAACAAUUUGGAGGAUAUAAAUGAAUAUAAUACGAGCAACGGGGAUGAAAUGAAAAACAAAUUAGAUUGUGAUGAAAGGAAAAACAAAUUAGAGAGUGAUGAAGGAAAAAACAAAUUAGAGAUUGAUGAAAGAAACAGUUGUGAUACCUCAUGUAGUCAUAAUGUAAUAAAAAAAAAAACCUCAAACAACAGUUUAAAGAAUAAAAACAUUGAUAUAUUUAAUUUUUACUGUUCUGAUAGCAGCGAAGAAAUUAAGUAUUUCAAUUCCGAUGAAGAAGAUGCUGUAAAUGAUUAUAUUUCAUCAGAAGUUUUUAUGAAUGAAAAACUAUUUUCCUUUGUUGCAACGCAAAAUUAUUACGAUUCAGAUAAAUCUUACUUGUUGCCACAAAAUUAUGUUAGGCAUGAGCCUCAGCUGAUGCCACUGCAACCCCCUUAUAUGUUAUCUUUACAGAAGAAAAGACAAGAAAAUAAGAAGGUAUCAUAA